This is a messenger RNA of Kuraishia capsulata CBS 1993, 2388 nucleotides long. RefSeq lists its product as uncharacterized. Bases 1 to 2388 code for a protein of 795 amino acids. The record is from RefSeq and is a predicted model, not a curated record. Gene Ontology annotation, cellular component: nucleus. The transcript has 2 exons. Gene Ontology annotation, biological process: DNA-templated transcription; regulation of transcription by RNA polymerase II. NCBI's taxonomy places the organism in Eukaryota, Fungi, Ascomycota, Pichiomycetes, Pichiales, Pichiaceae. Gene Ontology annotation, molecular function: DNA-binding transcription activator activity, RNA polymerase II-specific; zinc ion binding; RNA polymerase II cis-regulatory region sequence-specific DNA binding.
AUGCUGAUAACAGCCGCCCACGAGUCCAGUCGGCCUGUACAGUUUGCCGAAAGCUGUGACAAAACAAAGCCUGUUUGCAACAUUUGCCGCAAGAACAAUGCGUCUCAUCAGUGUGUGUACUUAGAGCCCUCUUGGGUCAAAACUACUACUAAUGGCGAAGCCAAGUCGCCGCUUAAGCAAGAACAGAAGAAGCCAAGUCCCUUGGCAGAGAUACGGUAUAAGCUGCGGAAGCUGGAGGCAUCCAUGGCCAUCAAAGAUCCGGAGACAAAUGUCGGACAAAUUGAUCCGGAGGAAACGAUGGAAUUUUAUCCUAAAAAUAUAAAAUUCGACCACGUCAAUUGCACUGUGGCCACGAUGUUUGGAGCCCUUUCGCUGAAGGGAGUAAUACAGAAAGACCCGAUCUUAAACGCAUUAAGGGAUCGGUUCAGCACCAAAUCUGUGAAGGAGAAGAUUUCCGAACCGGUUGGUGAUCCCUCUGCAGACCUGGCUCUUGAGAAAAAGUUCCGGAGCCGCCUUUUGGAGACAAUUCUGAAAGACGAUUUGAGUAAAGAGCCGUUAUCACAGAACGAUAAGCACAAACGAACGCCCCUAGCAAAGCUUUACUUGAGCCGAAACAAGGUGAGAGUAGAGCUUGAGAUUGUAGAGCGUGUUUCGGGCGUUGCUCCGCCAAAAAAGGCAGCCUGGUUGUUGAUUGAUCGUUACUUCAAGUUUGUUCAUCCAUUCUUCCCAUGCAUGGAUCAGGAGCUCUUUCUGGGCCAAAUGCGAAACAUGAUUGGUCCCAGAUCGUCUGAGGAUGUUCCGAUUCAGUUCAACAUUGAACGAAGAAUGGACCUUUUGACUUUAGCAUUGUUUUUCGUGGUUAUUCGUUUUGCAUAUCUCACGUUCUUCGAUGGUGGGGUGCCCAUUGAUGCUGAGUCCGACGAGAUGAAAUACCUUCUAGCUCAUGCAGUUAAGGAACACGUGAUAGUGGCUGCUCAGAUUUGUGUUACACCUUUUCAACUACUCAAACUAUGCACUUUGGAGUAUAUCCAAAUAGCACUGCAUUUGAAAGUGUAUCAGCAGCUUGCGCCUGAAGAGGGUGAUGUUGCCGAUUCGCAGGUGUUGACUGGGAUGAUCUACCAAAUGGCAAUUUCCAUAGGAAUGAACAGAGAUCCUUCGGGCCACUCCGAGUUCCAAUUGGACCAUCGUGGGACCAAUUUAUGGCGGAAAAUGUGGUAUACCAUUAUCUCCUUCGACACCUUCAACGGCUUCCUGCUGGACAGAUUACCUCCAGUGGUGACUUCCUACUUUGACACCAGAUUGCCAAACUUUGGUGGAGUCCAGAAUGCCAACAAUUUGGAUCUUACCCUCGAAAAAGAAACAAUCGACAACAUGCUGGAGAAGAGAGGUCUGGAUGAACGAUACAAAGCCAUCACCAAUAUGGCCUUGGACAUCCGCAACCCUCCCAAAGUGACGUCAGUCAUUGAUGCUGUAAAUGACCUCGAAGCUUAUUUGCUCGCUCACUAUAGUGGGUACGCCGACCUUUUGACUCCGUCAAAUGGUAUUCAUGUGGAUAACGUACGAAAGGCCAAACGGGUGAUGCAGUACACUGACUGUUGUUCACUGGUGAUAACGGUAUUAUACCAUUUGUUUCUUCACUUUGAAUCCCAACAGAACGCUAGCCUUUCAUUCCAUUUCCUCCAAAAGUGUCUUACGAUGAGCUUUGAGGUAUCCACCAACUGCUGCUCUUUAUUGAAUAGGAUGAAAGUAUUCUUCGGACCUGGUUUGGAACCAAUAGUCACUCCAACAAUUCAGUUUGCGCUUCAGUCCAUGUUUUGGUUACAGUAUAGUAUUUACCUGAGGUGCAAGCAUUGUAUGUACUAUUACACUGUUCAGGGGAAUCUAUAUCCUGAUCUCAAACAGAAGUUCGAUCUUUUGGCUGAAAGAUCGCGCCACACCAUCAAGGUGGCCCUGUAUUAUUUCCGGAAAAAUGCCAAGCGCAACUAUUUUGCGUGGAGAACAGUCAAACUGCAACUCUACAUCACUGAGAGAGUCAAGCAGGUUAGAGAUUGCUUCUUCAACCCAGACACUCACCAAACGAAUGCCUUUGUGGCUCCUCGAUCGAACAUUUUCUUCAAGUACUCCACAGAUCAGCUGGAUGACCUGUACACUAUUUGCAGUCUUGACAGGAUUAGUUUCUACGGACCUCAGGAAUCUGAGGUUGCGGCCUCACUUGACGGAGAUGGAGUGUCUGGAUUAGAGAGCUUAGACAGCGCGUGGUUUGAUGUCAUGGUCCACAACCAAUUGGACCAGUUCCUUGGUGAUUCAUAUCUUUCCAGCGAUCUCGCAGUCGACCGAACUGGCUUCCUGGAUGCACCUCUAGGAGACUUCAGUUUCCGGUAUAUGUGA